This is a messenger RNA of Aaosphaeria arxii CBS 175.79, 1899 nucleotides long. Its product is annotated as prolyl-tRNA synthetase. Gene Ontology annotation, molecular function: proline-tRNA ligase activity; ATP binding. The transcript is spliced from 4 exons. The record is from RefSeq and is a predicted model, not a curated record. Gene Ontology annotation, biological process: prolyl-tRNA aminoacylation. The coding region runs from base 120 to 1823 and encodes 567 amino acids. Gene Ontology annotation, cellular component: cytoplasm; mitochondrion. NCBI's taxonomy places the organism in Eukaryota, Fungi, Ascomycota, Dothideomycetes, Pleosporales.
ACCGCCGUUCUGAGACCAAAUCCGCAUCUUCAUAUCUAUUUCUUGUGCAAUUGUUUAUUUUUCUUAUCUAAUUGAAGAACUGAAUUCCCGUUUAAAUACUGGACAAGUGUCAAGAGCUAAUGGCGGUGCGUGGAUGGAAUAACGUGCGAUGUAUCCAAACAUCAACUAGAGGAUUUUACAACACACGAACAUUAACUACUGAUUCGAGGAACCGUCUAUCCAAGUUUUGGGCACCAACCGGAGGCAUCUCAACACAAGAUGGCGAAGAUGACUCCCAGGCCCUCUUGAUAAAAGGAGGUUUUAUACGCCAGGCACAUUCUGGAGUCUAUCACAUCCUGCCACUCGGUCUACGCGUUCAGAACAAGCUGGAGAGUCUGAUCGAUAAGCACAUGACAUCAAUUGGUGCCUCCAAGCUUCUCCUAUCAUUCAUCAGCACAGAAGAGCUAUGGCGCAAAUCAGGUCGCUAUUCCGCCAAUUCGGAGCUACUACGGGUUCAAGACAGAAGGGAUUCCGGUUUUCUGUUGUCUCCAACACAUGAGGAGGAGAUCACUUCUCUGGUGGCUAAUGUAGUACAUUCGUAUAAAGAUCUACCUCUGCGGCUGUACCAGAUCGGACGAAAGUAUCGAGACGAAAGGAGGCCGAGAGGCGGUCUAUUACGUUCGAAAGAGUUUCUGAUGAAAGAUUUGUAUACGUUCGACUACUCAGCUGAGCAUGGGCUGAAAACGUACGAAGCUGUACGUAUGGCGUACGCAAACCUCUUCAAUGAGCUAAAGGUUCCAUACCUCGUUGCUGAGGCCGACUCUGGUAACAUGGGCGGUAAACUAAGCCACGAGUACCAUUUCAUAUCCCCCAGAGGCGAGGACAAUGUUUGGUCCUGCAACUCAUGUUCGUAUGUUGCCAACGAGGAACUGGCCGAGAAGAAGAUUGAAGAGGCUGGUAGCUCGAAGAGCGAACCUCUGGUUUUCACGGGUAUCAGCUCCGAUCGGACGACUAAAGUCACUAUCAAAAUCCCCCGUCCAGAUGACCUUUCUUCUGCCUCGCAACCAACUUGGAGCGAGAUAUCAUCUUUCGUGAACCUCCACACAAUCAAGAACGCAGGCAUCGACAUCGACACCGGUAUCGAAACAGCAGCCCUCGACGCUCUCCUCCCAAAAACCACAGAAACAGUCUCCAUCCAAGACUACCGCCUCCCCCAAGAUCCCACCGAAAGCCCUUCUACCCCUUCCACCCCCCUCGACCUCACCAUCAUUCGACCGGGAGAUUCCUGCCCACGCUGCGAUUCAGGCGCGUUAUCAGUCCAGAAAGCCAUCGAAGUCGGCCACACAUUCCACCUAGGGACUCGGUACUCCGCACCGCUCAACGCCAUGGUGACCGUCCAUCCGAACCCGCAACCCGUCCCCAUCGAGAUGGGCUGUCAUGGCAUUGGCGUCUCCCGACUCAUAGGCGCCAUGGCGUCGCUCAUGUCGGACUCGAAGGGCCUCAAUUGGCCGCGCGCUGUUGCGCCGUUUGAGGUUGCGAUUGUGUAUACUUCGCGUUCGAAUGUUGUGGAGGAGGAGUUGACGGAGGUGUAUGAUGUGCUUAGCAGGAAUGAGGGAGAGGGGAAUAGUGGUGUCGAUGUGGUACUGGAUGAUCGGAGUAUCAAGAGUCUGUCGUGGAAGCUGAAUGAUGCGGAUUUGAUUGGGUAUCCGAUUAUCGUUGUGUUCGGGAAGGCGUGGGCAGAGACGAAGCAAGUGGAAUUGCAAUGUCGCCGGCUGGGCGUGAAGAAGAAUGUGGAUGUUGCUGAGCUGAGGAAGAGCGUCACAGAGUUGUUGGAGCAGUUGUGAUGAUAGUGGAAAGGUGGAUAUUUGAAGUGUACGAUAGGAAUGUAUAUCUAUUGUAUUUGAUCAUGAUGUCAUUGGG